UUUCAACAACAUGGGUAACGAACAUUCAGAAAAAAUUCUUCCUGCACAGAAGGUCGGUGGCAUGCGUGUCAAGGCUCCAAAUGACCAUCGCGUUCCCUUGAAGGCCGAGGACAAGGAAGAGCACCAUGCUGAACAGGAAGAAGAAGAAACGGACGAAACCAAGCAAGCAGAGUUUGAGCAUGAUAGAUCUCUUCGUGAAAUGCAAGCCGAACAAAUGCGUGGUCAGUCUCCUUCAAUGAACGCUUACAAUCCCAAGAACAACGCCGGCUCUAUGAUGGGAAGAGGCCCCAACUACAACCCUUCAUUCCAACAGCGUUCCAUGAACCAUUAAGUCAUCCUCUUUCCCUUCCUCGUUCUUUGUAUAUAAUAAAUAUAUUUUUUUUAAAAAAAA
This is a messenger RNA of Zychaea mexicana, 391 nucleotides long. RefSeq lists its product as uncharacterized. The coding region runs from base 11 to 331 and encodes 106 amino acids. The record is from RefSeq and is a predicted model, not a curated record. The transcript has 3 exons. NCBI's taxonomy places the organism in Eukaryota, Fungi, Mucoromycota, Mucoromycetes, Mucorales, Lichtheimiaceae.